AUGACGACGGGCGAGAAGGUGGUUGGUGAAGCGGACAAAGGCGAAGCGGACGGAGGCGAAGCGGACGAAGGGGAAGCGGACGAAGGGGAAGCGGACGAAAGGGAAGCGGACGACGGCGAAGCGGACGAAGGCGAAUCGGACGAAGACGAAGCGGACGAAGGCGAAUCGGACGAAGGCGAAGCGGACGAAAGCGAAUCGGACGAAGGCGACGCGGACGAAGGCGAAGCGGACGAAGGGGAAGCGGACGAAGGCGAAGCGGACGAAGGCGAAGCGGACGAAGGCGAAGCGGACGAAGGCGGGGAGGGGGAUGAUCAAUCGGGCAUCCACAGUGCAGAUCUACUGACAGGGGAAGGCGAGGAGGGGGAAGGUGAAGGGGCGGAAGGCGGAGAGGCGGAAGGCGUAGGAGCUGUUGGCGAGGAGGCGGAAGGCGAAGGGGCGGAAGGUGGGGAGUGGGAUGGCGAAGAGGGGGAAGGCGAAGAGGGGGAAGGCGAAGAGGGGGAAGGCGAGGAGGGGGAAGGCGAAGAGGGGGAAGGCGAGGAGGGGGAAGGCGAAGAGGGGGAAGGCGAGGAGGGGGAAGGCGAAGAGGGGGAAGGCGAGGAGGGGGAAGGCGAAGAGGGGGAAGGCGAGGAGGGGGGAGGCGAAGAGGGGGAAGGCGAAGAGGGGGAAGGCGAAGAGGGGGAAGGCGAAGAGGGGGAAGGCGAAGAGGGGGAAAGCGUAGGGGCUGUAGAUGGGGCUGGAGAGGAGGUGGAAGGCGAGCAGGCAGAAGGAGAGGAGGCGGAUGGGGUCCAGGCAGAUGGCAACAAUGUGGGCGAAGGCUUGUCCGAUUACUCCAAUUUUAGUGCAGAGGAGAGAACUAAUGGGCGGCGGACACGCGUACAAGCACUUAGCCGCAGGUCGACGCUGGAUGAGGAUGAAGAAGCUGCACGAGUGGUGAAGAAAGGGCGGUUUAUGAUUCUGGGGGCCGCACCGGAUGAUACGCAACAGUGCGGUAACGGGCGUGGCGGAGAAGCAAAGGAUAAACAAGGAGGGCAGACCGUGAAAGGGGCAUUGGCGGCGGCGAAGCCACCCACGAAGCACAGGACUUCCCUGAACCGUCCUGACCUGUCCCCUCAUGCGCUAUCCCAUCCUAACCCGUCCCAUCUUGCUCUCACCCUACACCAAUCAGCGGUGAAGAAUUCUGGUGUGGGUCCGCCAACCACCAUCGAGCGAUUCAACCUUGGGGGGGGAGGGGGGAAGCUGCCCCAGCUACAGGUCACCCAGCGGGCAACUACUAGUGCGAUGCAAGUGGGAGCAGCAGCAGCUCCUGCGGGUAUGACUGUUGCGAGGGUGGGAGGAGCAGCGUCAACGGGAGGGAGGGUGGGAGCAGCAGCAGCAUCAACUGGGGUGAAGGUGGGAGCAGCAGCAGCGUCAACGGGAGGGAGGGUGGGAGCAGUAGCAGCAUCAACUGGGGUGAGGGUGGGAGGAGCAGCAGCGGCAUCGACUGGAGGGAGGGUGGGAGCAGCAGCGGCAUCGACUGGAGGGAGGGUGGGAGGAGCAGCGGCAUCGACUGGAGGGAGGGUGGGAGCAGCAGCGGCAUCGACUGGAGGGAGGGUGGGAGCAGCAGCGGCAUCGACUGGAGGGAGGGUGGGAGGAGCAGCGGCAUCGACUGGAGGGAGGGUGGGAGGAGCAGCAGCAUCGACUGGAGGGAGGGUGGGAGGAGCAGCGGCAUCGACUGGAGGGAGGGUGGGAGGAGUAGCGGCAUCGACUGGAGGGAGGGUGGGAGGAGCAGCGGCAUCGACUGGAGGGAGGGUGGGAGGAGCAGCGGCAUCGACUGGAGGGAGGGUGGGAGGAGCAGCAGCAUCGACCGGAGGGAGGGUGGGAGGAGCAGCGGCAUCGACUGGAGGGAGGGUGGGAGGAGCAGCGGCAUCGACUGGAGGGAGGGUGGGAGCAGCAGCAGCAUCUACUGGAGUUUUCAGGCCCAGGGGUACCACUACUGUAAGGACGCCGCCUCCAGGGCCCACGGCUUUGGCUGCCGUAUCAACCAGGGUGGCGCACACGCAGUGGGUAUCACGAGCGGAGUUUGCGGCGCUUAGGAAGGAGAUGCUCCAACAGUUUGAGAGCCUCAGGGCUCAAGGAGUCGCGGUUCCUGCUCAAGGACUUGCGUCGCAGGGCAACGACGCAACAACAGGCGUUCCUCGCCCUCCAAGUCAGAGUGCCGGACAAAUCGCUCUGGAAAUGGUGAUCGUCGAUGCUGGAGACUGGAAGGUGAAGUGCCGGAGUGUCAUCACCGAGUUCUUCUGGCUGAACGACGCUCUUCACAUCCAGAUGUAUCCUUCGAGUGAAGAGGCGAUGGCUGGGUUAUCUACUUAUCUGUCCCCUGAUACCAUGCCCCACUUGCAACUGCUGUGGAAACAACAAUGCCCAACAACAAAGGGGGCAUUCUAUACAGCAUGCAGCAAUACCCGGUGUGCAAUUGGCAAAAUACUCCGUCGAUUGGUUCUAACUGCAUUGGGGCGGGAGAAAAACAAGGGGAAGGUGAUGUCCCUCCCGGCGGAGUUGGAUCGUCUGGCGGUGUAUCAGAACGAUGCCGAACUGGUCCGGGACAACAUGACUGGUGAGCUCCUAACCCUUGCUCUCUCCCCCCCUCCUCUGUCACAUGCUCUCUCCCCCCCUCCUCUGUCACAUGCUCUCUCCCCCCCUCCUCUGUCACAUGCUCUCUCCCCCCCUCCUCUGUCACAUGCUCUCUCCCCUCCUCUGUGA
Molecule: messenger RNA, 2739 nt
Organism: Closterium sp. NIES-65
Lineage: Eukaryota; Viridiplantae; Streptophyta; Zygnematophyceae; Desmidiales; Closteriaceae
Source: the annotation of a GenBank genome assembly